AUGCCAUCCGUCGUAAAAGGUCUCCCUCUCUACGCCCUCUCCGGCAUCCUCCUCCUCGGCGCCUUCUCUCGCUUCACCCACGGCGUCUAUACACCACAAUGGUAUGCCUUCCAAGAGUACCACGCGCCCGAUGAUGGCUCAACGCUGGCGCUGGCAACACCAAUCGUGGACACAGUUGUCGCGCUGCUUGUGGCGAUUGGCUCCCGCAAAGCAAGGAUCUACGCUGCCGGUUUUACGUUUGUCACGUUUGCUAUUGGACUCGGUAUGCAGGUUUCGGCUGGAAAGGAAAGGUUGAAACGAGAUCCUCGCAAUCUGGCUGUUCGGCUACGGGAAUCUAAGGGGUUGGAAUUCUAUCAAAUCUUUUUUCGUUGUGUUGACGAUGUUCCCUCCAUAAUCCAAUCGCUAUCAUCAUGGCGAUACGAGUGUCCCAUCUCGCGUAUCGAUUAUCUAUUGAGUCAUGUCCGUGCCAGUGCGUCGUGUCCAAGGCGUGUAUUGAAAAGACAUCAGAGAAACCCAAGUCGCCAGCGAAAGCGAAUGGAAAAUCGACAGUAA
Aspergillus calidoustus is the source of this 552-nucleotide messenger RNA. NCBI's taxonomy places the organism in Eukaryota, Fungi, Ascomycota, Eurotiomycetes, Eurotiales, Aspergillaceae. The record is from the annotation of a GenBank genome assembly.